Molecule: messenger RNA, 522 nt
Organism: Vigna radiata var. radiata (mung bean)
Lineage: Eukaryota; Viridiplantae; Streptophyta; Magnoliopsida; Fabales; Fabaceae
Product: dirigent protein 23-like
Exons: 1
Coding region: 1-522 (173 amino acids)
Source: RefSeq, a predicted model, not a curated record
AUGGUAUCCUCCAAAUUCUUCGCCUUUUCAAUACUCUUGCUAUCCACAACAGUGGUUAACGUAACCGAAGCCCAAGAGCCUCUUCCAAAAACCAUGGUUUUGUAUCUCCAAGAAACACUAAAAGGACCCAACGCAACCAUUUCUCCGAUCAUUGGCCUCACCGGAAAAGACUGGUCCUUCCACCAAUUCGGAACCAUAUUUGCAGUGGACGACGCUGUCAUGCUGAGCCCAAACCAAUUCUCCUCUGUAGUGGGCCGGGCCCAAGGCCUGCUUGUAGUAUCGGCCCAGGAUGGGGCCAAUGUGUUUGUUUCACUUUCAAUUGUGUUUACGAACUUGCAGUACAGUGGUAGCAGUAUAGAGAUCCAAGGCGUUAGUCGUCAAUCUGAGAAAUACAGAGAAGUCUCUAUUGUCUCUGGAACUGGCAAAUUUCGAUUUGUAAAGGGCUAUGCUGCAUUUCAGACCAUAUUCUAUGAUGUCCAAACUUCACAUUCCACCCUCUCUUUCACUCUAACUUUCCAAUGA